AUGGCGAGUUUACCUAAGGAGCUGGCCGGCACGGCUCCACCCAAUAAUUCUUCGAGGGGCAUAUCCAGGAAGGUUUUAUUCGAGAAGAUGACCCCCAUCCUCUUUUUGAGCUGGAUGGUCACAGCCCAAAUCAACAUUAUAUUCGGGUAUGAGACAACAAGCUUUUCUGGUGUCCAAAGCAUGCCGAGUUUUGCGACAGAGUUUGGGAGCCAGGACAGCUCCGGAAAAUGGGCUCUGUCUGCUGCGCGAGCAUCGUACACAUCCUCUACGGCAUUUGCGGGAAAAUUGAUUGGGUCUUUGGUCGCGCCACGGAUUAUUGAACGCUUGGGUCAUCGAUGGGCUAUCUGGAUUUUACUGAUAAUUGUCUGGAUUGGUAUCAUACUCGAAUCCACCUCGCGGCACAUCGAGCAGUUUAUUGUGGGCAGGAUUGUCGUUUAUUUUAGUGUGGGGCUUGCUGAGGUGACCUCAACUGGUUACCAAUCGGAGAUCUCACCCGCAUCCAUCCGCGGCACGAUUGUUGGAUCGCUACAACUAUUCAAUUUGAUUGGCCAAAUUCUGGCUUCCGGAGUGAAUCGGGGAUAUGCGAGCGUGGAGCAAAGAUCUGGAUGGAUUGUUCCUGUGGCAUUCCAAGCAGCAAUUCCUGUCUUGAUAUUCUUUGGGAAUUUCCUGAUCGUGGACUCGCCCCGAUGGCUCAUUAGCAAAGAUCGAACCGAAGAGGCUAUUGAAGUUCUUGAUAGGCUUCGUCCAAAAGCUGAUGUCCAAGCUGGACUUACACGAAGGGAAGUCGAGGCAAUUCGGGAAGUGAUCCAAUCAGAUAUGGAGAGUGGCUCGUGGGUUCAAUUAUUUGAAGGUGUUAACCUUCGUCGAACGCUUAUCGCAUCGUCUCUACUAUUUCUGCAACAGCUUUGCGGCCAAGGUUUUGUUUCUGGGUACUCUCCAAAAUUCUAUGACUCUGUCGGUCUCUCAAGUGAGGCAUUCAAUUAUAAUAUUGGAUCGGCGACACUCGGUUGGGGAGGUUGCUUGCUGGGAAUGCUCCUCAGUGAUUUCAUAGGCCGACGAAGCGUAUUGAUUUGGGGUGGCAUUGGACAAAUGAUCUUUUUGUUUGUUGUUGCUGGCUUGGGACUGAAAAAGAACCCUACCACGUCAGAAGCAAACGGCCUGGUGGCAGGGGUGAUGCUAUAUUUUUUUAUCUACUCUGGCACCUGGGGCCCUCUAGCUUUCACGGUUGCGGCCGAAGUGGGAUCCGCACCUUUACGUGCUAAAACAUUGUCACUGGGCAUUGCUCUGAAGUACAUACAACCCAGUUCCACCACCCUGGCCUCGAAAUUAACAAAGUAUACAGUUGCAAAUAUUGGAUGGGUUUUUGGAGCGAUUGCGUUCAUGUGUUCGGUGUUGGUGUACUUCGUGUUGCCCGAAACCAAGAAUCGUUCUCUUGAGGAGCUAGAUGAGUUGUUUAGAUCUCGUGUUCCCGCGAGAAAGUUCGAGAAAACAAGGACAUGUGGUCCCAGCAGUCGGUGA
Molecule: messenger RNA, 1518 nt
Organism: Penicillium lagena
Lineage: Eukaryota; Fungi; Ascomycota; Eurotiomycetes; Eurotiales; Aspergillaceae
Product: sugar transporter
Exons: 14
Coding region: 1-1518 (505 amino acids)
Biological process (GO): transmembrane transport; carbohydrate transport
Cellular component (GO): membrane
Molecular function (GO): carbohydrate:proton symporter activity
Source: RefSeq, a predicted model, not a curated record